Messenger RNA from Penicillium canariense, 396 nucleotides. Its product is annotated as signal recognition particle 14 kDa protein. Gene Ontology annotation, molecular function: endoplasmic reticulum signal sequence receptor activity; 7S RNA binding. The coding region runs from base 1 to 396 and encodes 131 amino acids. Gene Ontology annotation, cellular component: signal recognition particle, endoplasmic reticulum targeting. Lineage: Eukaryota; Fungi; Ascomycota; Eurotiomycetes; Eurotiales; Aspergillaceae. The transcript is spliced from 2 exons. The record is from RefSeq and is a predicted model, not a curated record. Gene Ontology annotation, biological process: SRP-dependent cotranslational protein targeting to membrane.
AUGGCGCCGCACUUGAGCAACGACGAGUUCUUCUCAUCCCUCACCGAUCUUCUUUCCAAGACCUCCCAAAAGGCGCGCGGCUCGGUUUUUCUCUCCCAAAAGCCUCUCAUCGACUCCGUCUCCAACUCUCCGCCAUCCAUUCUCAUUCGUGCUACCGACGGGAACACCAAUGCCCCCAACCCCAAGGCGUCCAGCAAGGAUGGCAAAGUCACCAAGAACAAGACCUCGAAGGACAAAGUGAAGUUUGCUACCGUUGUGAAUGCGGAUGACCUCGAAACAUUCUACACACGCUACGCGGACGUGUGCAAGUCGGGCAUGACAGGAAUGAAGAAGCGAGACCGCAGCAAGCGCAAGGCGAAGGGCAAAGCCGGAGCGGCAAAGGCCACCAAGGCAUAG